Molecule: messenger RNA, 890 nt
Organism: Aspergillus versicolor CBS 583.65
Lineage: Eukaryota; Fungi; Ascomycota; Eurotiomycetes; Eurotiales; Aspergillaceae
Exons: 1
Source: RefSeq, a predicted model, not a curated record
CCGCCUCCCAAAGACCCGUCGAUCGGAGAUCUCUCCUUGCGUCGAUCCUGGUCCACAUUUUUCCUCCGUAGCCUGAAAUUCGUUCGAUUCGCGAGGCUACACCCCUAUUCCGGCAAACUCCUCACUUGUAGGUGGAACUGAAGGCCCAAGGGUAGCCAGCACUGUCCCAAUACGUGGUGGUUCUUUCAUGGUUGAAGGCCCAAUCUAGCGUCACCGCUGUUGCUCAUCCGUCGAUCUGGCUGGGUGUGAAUUGGCAUUUGGCGAACUGAAAAGGCGCAAUCUUUCCCACCCCGAGGGCUGUCACACCUGCAUCUCUGCGGGGUGAAUCUGUGAGGUCCUACAAAUUAUUUCCCAAGACCAUUCUCCGGCUCUGAUCUAGCUCAUCCAGCUUCAGUGAUUCACCAUGAGCACAACGACUGAAACCAAAGGCCAAUACAAGAGGGACCUCCCAAAUCGUGACAACACGACUGUUGACGAUGCGCCCGAGGAAUUCCCAGACGGAGGGCUACAAGCAUGGUCCGUGGUCUUCGGCUCAUGGUGUGGUUUUCUGCCCUGUUUCGGCCUCAUGAACACCACCGGUGUGUUUACGGACUGGCUUGCGACGCACCAAUUGAGCAAUUAUUCGCGCUCCGAUAUAUCCUGGAUUUUCAGCAUUUAUAUGUUCUUCCAGUGGUUUGGGGGUGUUCAGAUCGGUAUGCCCCUGCUGCUCACCUGCUGCCCCGGUCCCGAGGCCGUGGGCUUGGAAUCCUGCGAUAUAGAGUAGGGAUUGACAUUCAUGAUUCAUUUCCUUAGGACCGAUAUUCGAUCGCUAUGGUCCUAGGCACCUUAUGGCUGCAGGCACGAUCGGUCUCACGGGCGCUGUGAUGGCGUUUAGCGUUUCAACAGGUAGC